Molecule: messenger RNA, 1570 nt
Organism: Solanum lycopersicum (tomato)
Lineage: Eukaryota; Viridiplantae; Streptophyta; Magnoliopsida; Solanales; Solanaceae
Product: F-box/WD-40 repeat-containing protein At3g52030
Molecular function (GO): protein binding
Source: RefSeq, a predicted model, not a curated record
AAAUUACUUGGAAAAUAAAUGAAAAUACAAAAGCCUCACCGCUUCCGUCUCUGCCCACACAACCGGCGGAUAUAACGAAAAUGGACCCCAGGGCAGCGGCGCCAAAAAUCCGGCAGCCGUCCACGACGGCUACGGCAACCGUGAAGAACAAAAAGAAGAAGACAACAGCAGAAGCUCUCGGCCACGACGUUCUCUGCAUCAUCUUCUCCUUUCUCGACUUAGUCCAGCUCAUUCGCUGCUCCGCCGUUUCUACUUCUUGGAGUAAAGCUGUCAACAAAUUGAAGUUGCAUCAAACAGAAUACUUCAAGCAGCAGCAUAGUGGUCCUAAUGGCCUCAUUGACGCACCUUUCUCUCAGAGAUCAUUGAGUGAACAAGCGGAGCAGCUAGCUAUGGAACAACACAAAUUGGCAUUACAAAGGGGCCCUGCUAAUGUUAUUCAGUGGAAAGGUCAUUCAGUAGGGGUAAAUCAGUGCAGAAUGAAGAUGGGAAAAGUCCUUACCGGUGUGGGUGACAAGGUCAUGCGUCUCUGGUCGGCAGAAAGCUGCAAAUGUUUGGAUGAAUAUUUCCUUGUCGAUAAAGCCCCUUUAAUUGAUUUUGAUUUUGACGAGGGCAAGGUUGUUGGUUUGGUUGGCACCCGUAUAUGCAUCUGGAAUCGUACAGAGGAAAGAAACAUAUUUUCCUCACGUGAGAACUUAUUUACUAAGGCCCUCUGUAUGCGUUAUGUAGACCCCGAAGCUGUGAUCGGAUGUGAGGAUGGAAAGGUUCGUGUAUUUGACCUAUACAGCAGAAAGUGUACCCAAAUAAUAAAGAUGCAUCAGGGGCCUGUUUCUUGCUUAGCUUUUACUGAUGACCAAUUGCUUGUUAGUGGUUCUUCCCUCGGCUCCCUUUCACUCUCAGAUCUUUCUUCUGAUCAGCGAGUUGUUCAGCUGGGAUCAAUCUACUCUGCAGGGGUCAAGACUUUGUGUUUCAACCCUAAUUCCUAUAUGGUGUUUGCUGGAUCAACUGCUGGAAAUGUGUCUUGUUGGGACCUCAGGAAUACGACAAGAACUGUAUGGGAAACAAGAGUUUCUCCAAAUGUUAUUUAUUCUAUGCAUCACCUUAUGAACGACACUUCGACAUUGGUAGUUGGUGGAAUCGAUGGUGUGUUAAGAACUGUGGACCAGGUAACUGGUGAAGUAAUUUCAAGAUGCAUAAUGGAUGAUAGUACCACUGUGUUACAUCGUUCAACAGAGAGAUUUGGAAGUGUGCAAAUUGAUAGCCGGAAAGUGAAAAGGCUGUCUGAAGAUGAUCGAAUUGAUCUUAUGACAAGAACUUCCAAGCCACAAAUCACAUGUUUAGCAGCUGGGAUGGAGAAAGUUGUUACUACGCAUAAUGAUAAGUAUAUCAGAGUUUGGAAAUUCAGCAAGUGAAAAACGAUUCUCAUACACUGCCUGAUACUUGCUCGUAUAUGUAUUUCCCUAUGUAAACGUAUUUCUAAUCUGGUAGCAAAAUACAUGUAUAAUGCAGAUUUACUUGAUUUAAAAUUUGAUGUGAAAUUAUUAAUUAGUGAGACUGUAAUUCUUUCAGAAAA